AUGGCGACAACCCCUUCCUCACCGGGCAUCCCGAGGUCAGGCUCGGCCUCGCCUGCUCCAGCAACCAUCCCGGACCGUCCAGCCUCUCCCGAGAUACCUCUCACCAUGUCCGCCUCAGCUAUCCUGACGGCUCAACCACGCGACGUGGCCUCCGCCCUGGCUAGUGCCGGCGAGUACUCGUCGGAGAAGGUCGUCGUCAAGUUCAAGGCUGUCGGGAACGCUCCUUCCCUCACCCGGGGCGUGGCCAAGAUCUCCUCCACCCAGACAUUUCAUACCGUCAUCUGGUAUCUGCGCAAAAGGCUCAAGCUCCAAGAGACAGACAGCGUCUUUUGCUACGUUAAUGACUCUUUCGCACCCUCUCUCGACGAGAUCGUUGGCAACCUGCAUAAUUGUUUCAAAGACUCAAGCGGCCAGCUUGUUAUUUCUUACGCCAUGAAUCCGGCCUUUGGCUGA
Messenger RNA from Colletotrichum graminicola M1.001, 453 nucleotides. RefSeq names its product ubiquitin-like autophagy protein Apg12. NCBI's taxonomy places the organism in Eukaryota, Fungi, Ascomycota, Sordariomycetes, Glomerellales, Glomerellaceae. The transcript is spliced from 2 exons. Gene Ontology annotation, cellular component: phagophore assembly site membrane; Atg12-Atg5-Atg16 complex; cytoplasm. The record is from RefSeq and is a predicted model, not a curated record. Gene Ontology annotation, biological process: autophagosome assembly; C-terminal protein lipidation; autophagy of mitochondrion. Bases 1 to 453 code for a protein of 150 amino acids.